CCGGCCUCAUUCUGUCGCGUGCGUUCGGUCGGAUUGGACGUGUUUCGACAAUUUUCGUGCUACCAUGGCUCGCACCAAGCAAACUGCCCGCAAGUCCACCGGAGGGAAAGCGCCUCGUAAGCAGCUGGCCACCAAGGCCGCCCGCAAGAGCGCCCCCGCCACCGGAGGCGUCAAGAAGCCCCAUCGUUAUCGGCCGGGAACGGUCGCUCUGCGUGAGAUCCGCCGGUACCAGAAGUCGACGGAGCUGCUGAUCCGCAAGCUCCCAUUCCAGCGUCUGGUCCGUGAAAUCGCCCAGGACUUCAAGACCGACCUGCGCUUCCAGAGCUCGGCCGUCAUGGCCCUGCAGGAGGCGAGCGAGGCCUACCUGGUCGGCCUGUUCGAGGAUACCAACCUGUGCGCUAUCCACGCCAAGCGAGUCACUAUCAUGCCCAAGGAUAUCCAGCUGGCUCGACGCAUCCGGGGCGAGCGCGCCUAAAUUGGAGGACGCGCCAGCAAGUUCUCGUCCCCUUUUACAAACGGCCCUUU
Messenger RNA from Aedes albopictus (Asian tiger mosquito), 525 nucleotides. Its product is annotated as histone H3. Gene Ontology annotation, molecular function: structural constituent of chromatin; DNA binding; protein heterodimerization activity. The transcript has a single exon. Bases 65 to 475 code for a protein of 136 amino acids. Gene Ontology annotation, cellular component: nucleosome. The record is from RefSeq and is a predicted model, not a curated record. NCBI's taxonomy places the organism in Eukaryota, Metazoa, Arthropoda, Insecta, Diptera, Culicidae.